This is a messenger RNA of Notothenia coriiceps (black rockcod), 1740 nucleotides long. It is a transcript of the gene mettl4, whose product is annotated as methyltransferase 4, N6-adenosine. Gene Ontology annotation, cellular component: nucleus; cytosol. Gene Ontology annotation, molecular function: nucleic acid binding; site-specific DNA-methyltransferase (adenine-specific) activity; RNA methyltransferase activity. The record is from RefSeq and is a predicted model, not a curated record. The transcript is spliced from 8 exons. The coding region runs from base 619 to 1740 and encodes 373 amino acids. Lineage: Eukaryota; Metazoa; Chordata; Actinopteri; Perciformes; Nototheniidae. Gene Ontology annotation, biological process: methylation.
CACAAGUAAAUAAAAUGUACGUUACCCGGUGCAGAAGUUUAAUAAAGCCUUUGAAGUCCAAACCACUCGUUUCCAGCAUUUCCUGGUUAACUUUCUCCCCAUUUGUGGAGCGGCAAUCGUAAAUACGAAUCCUUCUGCGUACUUUUCCUCCCUCCAUGAAGGCUGGAGAGAGAAACACCUUCUUAACCUCAAUGUAUAGGAGCUCACGUUCACUAGCUAGCUAAGCUACGUGUGCCAUGCAGUUUGCAGUCGUCCCAGACUUUUUACAAAUACCCACGGUGAUUGAACUGCAUGUUAUGCAGCUGUCCCUGCCUACAGCUUCACACACUCUGUCCUGUCUUCGUAGUUAGUUUGCGUGCAGUUCGCUUGUACGGAAGCUCAUUGGACAUACACACAGCAUUUACUUCCGCAAAAUGGAAAACAGAAACACAGCGCUCAGUUGUAAAAGGCGCUCUGCCUUCGGUAUCAUUUUCAGAGAAAUCCUGUUGUGCGGAUACGUUUUGUGUUUGUUUUUGUUGGGCGGGACAUGGCUGCUGCACCGUGACACAGCGAGCUACUUGUAACAUCUACGUGCGUUGAUAGCAUAGGUUGAUACCAGAUAGAGCCACAGAUUUGACUAUGUCCGUGGUGCUGGUAAACACGCAGGGCUGUGUUUUGGAUGCACGCUCCCUCAUUGAUAAGGGAUAUUUGCAAUGCAUCCGAGUAAGAGAAAAUAAUCAGAAGUCACAUGUGAAUUGCCGUUUCAAAGGGCAGUGUUUUCAGAUCUUAAAAAGCCAUUUGGAUGCGAUUGCUAGUGUUGCUGCUGAUGGAGGAAACAUAGAAACGUUGCAGAAAACAGACAAACCAACGAAGAAGAGGAAAAGAAAACACAGUGAAUUCAACCAGGGGGAAAUUGAUUCACAGGCUUUCCAUAAGAAGAUCAGGUCUGUCGUCCUGGAGGGAACCAAGUCCUUGGUGGAUUCUGCCCGAUCCCUGGGAUAUCUUAAUGGCACUUCAACAACAGACACGGUGAAGGAGCCUCUUCCCUCUCAGGAGUGCAGCCUUGCCGCUCUCUGUGAAAUGGCCAAAGAGCUUCCUCUAGUGGACGAUGAGCAGCAGGAGGAGUGUGCUCAGCCACUUGUUACUGCAGGUGGCAGUACGUCACAUGUGGACUUGUUCUCUCGAGUCACAGAGAAUAGGGCAGACUGGGCAACAGUGGUCACACUGAUGGGAGAGGAGUAUGUAAUACCACCACACACAGCCUUCCUGCUUUCUGAUUUCACAAAAAUACAACCCCUAGUCCACUAUGGAAGAAGGUUUGACUUAAUAGUGAUGGAUCCACCGUGGGAAAACAAGUCUGUGAAAAGAAGUCGAAGAUACAGUUGUUUGCCCUCAUCCCAGCUAAAACGGUUGCCUAUACCCUUACUGGCCUCCCCAAACUGUUUAGUGGUCACCUGGGUCACAAACAGGCCCAGCCACCUGCGGUUUGUCCGUGAUGAGCUGUAUCCACACUGGGGGGUAGAAGUUGUGGCUGAAUGGCUCUGGAUCAAGGUGACCACAUCUGGAGAGUUUGUGUUUCCACUGGAUUCUCAUCAUAAGAAGCCAUAUGAAGUGCUGGUGCUGGGACGAUUUCGUCCCUCUUCAGAUAACGAAACAAGCUCUUCAGAGGCAUCAGAGGUUCCUGUGGAGGAUCAGCGUUUGAUUGUCAGCGUCCCAUCAGCUCACCACUCCCAGAAGCCCUCACUCUCAGUUCAUUCCUAA